This is a messenger RNA of Schistosoma spindalis, 2403 nucleotides long. The record is from the annotation of a GenBank genome assembly. Lineage: Eukaryota; Metazoa; Platyhelminthes; Trematoda; Strigeidida; Schistosomatidae.
UUGUAAACUAGCUUUUCUCCUAUUGGUUGAUGCACUUUAUUGAACUGGUCAUUUAUGUGUCUAUCUGCUUUAAGAGUUAACUGUUCUUGCCAUUGUAUUUAUAAUAUUUAGUGUGAAUCUAACACCUACUAAGUAGCAGCUGACAAUACUAAGAAGUCAGAUAAAUCUUGGUAGCAAAAUGAAAUAGUAAAUAUGUAAGUGAAUGCUGAAAAGAUUGAGCUUACGCUGCCGACGAUUCUUUAAUUUCAAGUAAUCAAACAAUAAAAGUAAUUUAAUUGACCGUGUCCUUAGAAAGACACUGUCACAGUUAAUAGACCAACAACAACGAUGAAAACAAUCAUAAAAAUACUGUGAAGUGGAAAAGAAACAAACUUGAUGUAGCAAGAAAAAAAUAGUAUGGGUAAAUUGUCGAAAAAACAUCAACUUGCAAUGUAGAAAUAUUGCUUACAUAACGAUAAAAAAAUAAUAAUAACAAAAUAGUGACCAUGGAAGUCAAUAUAGUGAUUAUUCAUGACAAAAAUACCCAAACUCUCGAAAAUCUUUCAUAAUGCAUAUGGUAUUUGAUUAAAAAUGGCGCAUGUCUUAUGCAAGAAAAUAAAUAUGGUGAAACUCCAUUAGAGCUAAUUCGUCCACGUGCUGCGGCAUUAAUUGCUCCAUUAGCACAAGCUUUAGGACAUGAUUUAUCUCAUCGUCGACCUUUUCGUGAUACAAGCUGGAUUGGUACGAAAACACGAGCACGAGAUGCUACUUUAUAUCGUCUUGAAGGUGAAUCAUGGGAUCCUCGAGAAGUUGAAUUAACAGGUGCUUUAGCUGAUGGUCAUGGUGCUGAGGUACUAAAAGGUUCAUUUAGACGGUGUCCUGUAGUUGUAAAAAUGUUAAAACUACGAAAUUGUUCAACAAGACAGGCACGUGAUUUCAAGGAUGAAUUUCCGAAACUUCGCAUCUUUAAUCAUCCUAAUAUACUCCCAGUAUUGGCUAUUUUUACUGCCACGCCACGUUUAUGCCUUGUCAGUGACUUUAUGCAAUAUGGAAGUCUUUUUGAUGUUUUACACCAACCAGUUGAAGCCAAUAUACACGGUACAACUGAGAUAAGUCAUCGACAAGCUUUACGAUUUGCUGUUGACAUAGCCAAAGGUAUGGAGUUUCUACACUCACCAGAAUUAAAAGUUCCCAAUUUUCGUUUGAACUCCAAACAUGUAAUGGUGGAUGAAGAUAUUGCUAAAAUUGGUGUUUGGGAUACAGUUGAUACUGUUGCACAUGGACAGAAUAUACAACAGUCAAUUACACCUGAUGAAUCGUUAAUUGCUCGUUUAGAUAUGGCAGAUUACAAAUUUUCAUUUCAUGAAAAAGCUCGAGAAUACAAUCCAGCUUGGAUGUCACCUGAAUCUUUACAAAAGAAAGCAAGCGAAAUAAAUCUUGAAGCUUCAGAUAUGUGGAGUUUUGGCGUUAUACUUUGGGAAUUAACAACUCGUAUGAUACCAUUUGAUGGAAUAAAUCCUAUGAUUAUUGGAAUGAAGAUAACUACAGAAAAUCUUCGUCUUCCAAUUCCACCUGAUUUGGACAGUCGAAUUGUACGUCUAUUUGAUUUAUGUACAAAAGAUGAUCCUGGUAAACGCCCAAGAUUUGAUAUUCAACUCAUUCAGUUAUUAGAUAAAAUGCGUGAACGUGCUUCUCAAUGAGAUGCUUAAUUCACUACUGAUAUCGAUCCCGAUUAAUUUUUAAUAACUUACAUUGUGGUCAAAAGGAUUUAAGUGGCGCGUGCUCAUUAUAAUAAAACCAGCAUCACAGCGUUUGCAGCACAAGACAAUGUUCUUAUUCUAUGCUUCAUCUGCGAUAUUUUAUCUCUAAUAUGAACUUUCGUGUAUGUGUAGCAUAUUCAACACAUAUGCACGUUCAUGAACAGUUUUUUGUGGUUCAAUAAUAUCCUUUUUAUCUUAAAAUCGUGCUUCCUAUGAAAAUUAUUUCUUUUUUCCUUAGGUCUAUGGAUAUUUGAUUUCUGUAGUGGUGUCUCUGAAAUAAACGUAUUUAUCGUAAUUCCAACCCUAAUAGUUCUAAAAGGCGUUUCGCAAAUUAUUUCUUAUUGAGCUUAACAGUAUAAUAUUGUCUUCUUGUUAUACAAUCACAGCUGAUAUAUAUAUAGAAAUUGCAUGGCUUAACAGUUGGGCAGUUAUGUACACUUUAUACUCACUCGUGCAUUCUGUUUGAUUUUAUGCACACAAACGCACUAUUGUUAUUGUUUAUGCUAGUAAGGUUUGUGAUAUUAGUUUUUUGUAAUAACUUUCAAAUGGAAAUGAUAGGGUGUAUUGCUUUAUUUUUUAAACAAAUAUUCAUAGCUAUUCCUAUAUACUAAUUGUUAUCUAUGCGAAUAAAAUAUCUUUUUUAUAUAUAUAACAUAAAUUAUUA